UCUCGAGUAAGAGAAGAUACAAUAGUAACAGAGUCAUAUGGACAAACAGAAACAGUCGCGGUAUGUAUAUCCACAAAGCCCGAUACUCCGAUUGGCAGUUGCGGCUCGCCAGUUCCUGGAUGCUUAAUUAAAUUAGUGCAUCCAGAUACUGAUGAAGAAAUACAGGAACCUUACCAGUCUGGUGAAUUACUGUACAAAGGUCAUCUAUUCACGGAAUACUACAACGAUCCUGAAAAAACGGCAAAAGCUUUCACCCCCGACGGAUGGUUUCGAACCGGUGACAUGCUUUACAGAGACGAGAAAGACAACUAUUAUUUCGUGGAACGUCUCAAGAUGCUCAUCAAAUGGAGAGUGUAUCAUGUCGUUCCAGGUGAAAUUGAAGAGGUGAUUGUUAGGCACCCUGGCGUUUUGGAAGUGUGCGUGACCAGCCUUGAACAUGCAAUGGACGGCGAGUGGCCAGUCGCUUGCGUCGUGCGUCGCCCAGGCAGUACCGUUACCGCUCAAGAGAUCGAAACGCUUGUUACUGGGCCUUUCUUCACCCCUAGUCCAGAGGUGUUACUAGCAAACGUUCACAGCCAUUUCGUAGCAGAGUUCCCUGUGAAAGUGCUCAUCCAGGGAACUGCCACCUUCCCUAUUUCUGCCGCCAAGCAGUGA
Molecule: messenger RNA, 654 nt
Organism: Hyposmocoma kahamanoa
Lineage: Eukaryota; Metazoa; Arthropoda; Insecta; Lepidoptera; Cosmopterigidae
Product: luciferin 4-monooxygenase-like
Exons: 5
Molecular function (GO): CoA-ligase activity
Source: RefSeq, a predicted model, not a curated record